Messenger RNA from Stegastes partitus (bicolor damselfish), 1968 nucleotides. It is a transcript of the gene hexim1, whose product is annotated as HEXIM P-TEFb complex subunit 1. The record is from RefSeq and is a predicted model, not a curated record. The transcript has a single exon. Gene Ontology annotation, cellular component: cytoplasm; nucleus; nucleoplasm. Gene Ontology annotation, biological process: negative regulation of transcription by RNA polymerase II; negative regulation of cyclin-dependent protein serine/threonine kinase activity. Bases 332 to 1417 code for a protein of 361 amino acids. NCBI's taxonomy places the organism in Eukaryota, Metazoa, Chordata, Actinopteri, Pomacentridae. Gene Ontology annotation, molecular function: 7SK snRNA binding; cyclin-dependent protein serine/threonine kinase inhibitor activity.
AGCACACUGGACACUGUUGUGACGGCGGAACGCAGUCUCCGGGUGAACGGCAGCCGUGACAGCAUCGAAACAGUUAAUGGUAGUUAGCGACAGUUGCUCUGACAAACCCUUGGAGGAGUAACAAGUGUUUACUGUUUGGAAGUUUACUUUACCGUAGCGAGAGUUGUUUUUUAAUAGGCAAAACUUUCUUUAGAGAUUUCGGUUCAAUUUGGAAUAAGUAUAUUUUGUUCGAAUUAAUUCUUUUAACGAACUUUUUGACGCUCCUCAUCGAGGCCACGAAGACCGUUCAAAAUGUGCUAAAAGCGGCAGCCAUUACAGAAGCACGACCAGGAUGACAGAGCCAGCGGAGCAGCAGAGCCAUCACCUGAAAACUUCAGGCAGCCCAUCAGGUGGGAGCAGCGGAGACGCUUUGGAGCAUCUCCCAGCCAGCAACCGUGGAGGACCGGAGAACGGCGACAGGGGGCGACAGAGAGAACUGAAGCAGCAGCAGCGGCGGCAGCGGGCGGAGAACUGUGGGGAUAUCAACACAGACAAGUUAUGGCAAAUGAAAGGCGGACAGAGGGGGGUGUGCCCAGCCUUAGCAGGCGGAAACGAGCUCCAGAAGUGCCAGAUCGCAACUCAGCCUCACCAGAAAUUCGAUGGAGAAGGUAAUCGCACCUCGCAGGGGAAAAACGGAGAGGAGAGACGGCGGCAGGAGGCUUUAAACCAGGUACAAGACGAGCACAUCGACUCCGACACGGGCUUGGAUGCGCGUCUGGGCAAGAAGCGGCACAGGCGCAGGACCACCAAGAAGAGACGCAACUGGAAGCCGUACAACAAACUUUCCUGGGAGGAGAAGAAAGCCCUGGAGGAGAGGGAGACGGCCAGGGCUUCGCGGAUGAGGGAGGAGAUGUUCGCCAAAGGGCUCCCAGUUGCCCCCUACAACACCACCCAGUUCCUGAUGGACGAGCACGACCGAGAGGAGCCGGACCUCAACACCGAGACCGGGGUCAGGCGGCCCCUGGGCGGCAUGGAGGACACCGGCAGCGAGGAGGACUUCUUCGACAACGAGGAGGAGGACGACGACGACGGCAGCGGAGGAGGCAGCGACGGCAUCGGGAGGCCCGGGAACGCAGGUGGGGAGUUUCUCCAGAGGGACUUUUCCGAGACCUACGAGAUGUAUCACGUCGAGAGCCUGCAGAAUAUGACCAAGCAGGAACUGGUGAAAGAGUACCUGGAGCUGGAGAAGUGCAUGUCCCGGCUGGAGGAGGAGAACAACCGGCUGAGGCGCGCCGUGGAGCCCGGAUCUGUGGAGAGGUCCGAGGUCCGGGUCCGAGAUCUGGAGAGGGAGGUGGAGAGACUGAGAGCCGAAAACACGGAGCUGCUUCUGCAGAACCAGCCCAGCAAGGACAGGGGGCAGGUCCAGGCCACAAAUUAAAGGACACAAGUCAAAAGCGUUUGAAAAAAGGUAAAAACAUAAAUAUGGGACUACUGCAUUUUUUAAUAAAUUGUCAUCAGUUUUCUGUAAUCAGUCUGUCAUUUGGACAAUGAAGUCCUUGCAUCACGAUGCAAUAUACUUGAUUCUUUUCUAUUUGGACUGUAAGGUGUCCUGUUCAUUUUUUUUUUCAAGACGAAAUGUAAAUAUUUCAAAAUUUGAGAUUCUUUUUAUAAAGAGAAGGUAUUUAACAGCACCAGAAUAUUUUGUUUGUUCCCUGGUCGGUUCCAUUUUCAAUUUAAAAAAAAGAUUAAAUCAAACAUUGUGUGUUGCAUUUCUGCCCCCAUCAGAAACUGGAUAAGAAAUUACAGCUAAAUCAGGCCAACUUGCAAAUACUGUUUUUGCAGAAGUCAACUCUGGAGUGAACAUUUUAACAAUUGUGUGUUAACAUUAGUUCAAAUAAAGUUUUGAAAUUCUUGAUUAAACCUGUCAUGUGUUGUGAAGUCUGCUCCAAAAAACACGGGGAGCUGUUAAUAAAAAGCUGCAGUGAGGAA